Rattus rattus (black rat) is the source of this 4650-nucleotide messenger RNA. RefSeq names its product sodium voltage-gated channel beta subunit 3 (gene Scn3b). Gene Ontology annotation, molecular function: sodium channel regulator activity. Lineage: Eukaryota; Metazoa; Chordata; Mammalia; Rodentia; Muridae. The record is from RefSeq and is a predicted model, not a curated record. Gene Ontology annotation, biological process: regulation of heart rate by cardiac conduction; sodium ion transport; ventricular cardiac muscle cell action potential. The coding region runs from base 823 to 1470 and encodes 215 amino acids. Gene Ontology annotation, cellular component: voltage-gated sodium channel complex. The transcript has 5 exons.
GGGUGGGGAAUGUGUGUCCAAGGGGGAGGGUCCGUAGCGACCAAGGCGGCCGAGUGCUGCCUGCGCAUGUCAAGGCUGGCAACACAUUCAGCCACGGGGUGGCCCUGGAGAGGGGCGGUUUUGACCACCUAAUCGUCCAGCAUCGGGGCUUCGCAAGAUCCAGGGACGCGCCCCACGGAAAGGGGUCCCUCGGCCUACCCAUCCUCCACCUCUGAGAUCACCCGCCCCACCGGAGCUCCCGCCUCUUUCCACCCCUGAAGAACCUCCUGUGAGCCCGGGACCCUGUGUACAAGACUGAAGUGGAACAAAUUCUGUAGCCCAGACGACGGCUGGAGUGGGGACACGCCCAACUGAAGAAGCCUGCCCUGCCGUAGAAGCCCGAGAUCCUGAGUCUCGGUGGAUUGAAGUCGUUGUCCCUAGGGGAGGCGAGAGGUGAAUCAACACUGACUCCUUCCACAGGCCAGCAUCCCCGCGCCGGCUGCGAGACUCCCUUCCCAGUCCACUUUGCUUUGGUUGCAAGAAACCAAGGAGAGAUUGGGAUUCCACUUUUGGGGUGGGCGGGAAGGCUACUGUCCGUGGUGCUGAGCCAAGCCCGGAGACUUAGUCUAGCGAGAGAGGCAGGUGGCCUGAGCUGACACUUACACUCCAGAUCCCGCAGACCCCCUAGGAAGGGAACUUGACCUUUUCUUCCUCCUCCCACUCAGAAGGUCCGCUCCCUUAGGGGCAGUUAAUCCCUGAAGGUUUCCUCGAAAGAAUCAGAGGGUUCAGUCCUUGACAGAGAUUCUCUCUGUUCAGCUUCAGAAAUCGCUUACGGUGGAAAAGAUGCCUGCCUUCAACAGAUUGCUUCCCCUAGCUUCUCUAGUGCUCAUCUACUGGGUCAGAGUCUGCUUCCCUGUGUGUGUGGAAGUACCCUCGGAGACAGAAGCCGUGCAGGGCAAUCCCAUGAAGCUGAGAUGUAUCUCCUGCAUGAAGAGGGAGGAGGUGGAGGCCACCACUGUGGUGGAGUGGUUCUACAGGCCUGAGGGCGGUAAAGAUUUCCUUAUAUAUGAGUAUCGGAAUGGCCACCAGGAAGUGGAGAGCCCCUUCCAAGGCCGUCUGCAGUGGAAUGGGAGCAAAGACCUGCAGGACGUAUCCAUCACUGUACUCAAUGUCACUCUGAAUGACUCUGGCCUCUACACAUGCAAUGUGUCCAGGGAGUUCGAAUUCGAGGCACACAGGCCUUUUGUGAAGACCACAAGACUGAUACCCCUGCGAGUCACUGAAGAGGCGGGAGAAGACUUCACCUCCGUGGUCUCAGAAAUCAUGAUGUACAUCCUCCUGGUCUUCCUCACCUUGUGGCUGUUUAUUGAGAUGAUCUAUUGCUACAGAAAGGUCUCUAAGGCCGAAGAGGCAGCACAGGAAAAUGCGUCUGACUACCUUGCUAUUCCUUCAGAGAACAAGGAGAACUCUGUGGUACCCGUGGAGGAAUAAUGUGGUGUGACUUGAGGUGAUGUACAGGCAUCUGGGAGGGUAAGGUGGAUGUGGAUGGCAUGUCAUACAAAUGUUGUUUGCCAUCUACAAUAGAAGUGACUUUCUAUUUGGUCUCUUCUGCAUAGCCGUCCUGUCCUUUGGGUACUUUAAGUUAUUGGUCAAAUCAUGAUGCCCUCCAUUAUGUCAAACCCUUCAGAAGCUGAAUUACUUUGGCCUGAAUAUUGAGCAACCCAAUUCCCUUGCUCAUGAUAACAAAGGCAAAAUAAUUCUCUCAUUCCCCUCUUUAGUGUAUGUGUAUUUGGGAAUGGUUGCACUGGGCAUUCUCAGUGAGUUCUUCUAUUGUUGGUAGGUGAUCUGAGUGCUGAGGGACUGGAUAUCCCCAGUUCAGUGAUGCCAGCAACAUCAGGAAGUGCCCCAACACAUCCAUCUUUUCUAUUCAUCAACCACCAACCCAAAUGUGAGAUUUUUACCUGACUUCCAAACUCUGUCAGAACUCUACACAUCUUUACUUUGCCUGAACUGAAGAGCCAACAUCUAUCUCUACACGGACUAAACCUCACUCUGUCCUUGCUUCCAACCAAGUAACUCCCAACUUAACUAGAGUUGUCCCCCAUGUUCCAAAUGAUUUAGACAAGUACUGGAGAGUAGUAUUACCUCUGCCCUGACUGUCUGUGACUGGGUCAUUCUCCACUGCAGCAAAAGGAUGGAUAUAAAUCGGAAGGAAGCCCUGACUAGUUUGUCUUAAAGCCAAAGCGUGCCAUGUACUUUGAUUCAUUGAAGUCAGUUUUUCCUGCCUCUCAGAGCACCAGAAAGCAGCAUGCCCCUAACGCUUCCAGGGACAUCUUCUGUGUGCACUGGAACACUUUCUGGAGCUCAGUGUUUGGAGGCUAUAUCCCCAUAAUCCUGAAGACCUGGAGCGAACCCAGAACUUCCAGGAAGUCCCAAGGAAGGAUCCAGGACAGUUUCAGUAGGUCUCGAAAAUGAUAUAACACACUCCUGAUAUUGGAAACAUGGAUGAGUGACCUUUCUGGAUUGAAACUCCUCAGUUCUUCAUGUCUCAGUGUCUGUGGAUCAGUAUUAGCCCUCGUUUUACAGGAGGAAACUGAGGCUCACACAAGGCUGAACAGGACAUUUAGGGGAUUAAACUGGGCUAGAGAUGACUUUCCUGCCACCAACCUCACACCCCCUGGGAUGAGAGGUAUUUUUGAGGACUCUAACAUUCAGCAUGCCAUUUGCCCAGCGGAAGCUGACUGCGACAGAUCUGAGGAACUGGAAACCAGGUAAGAAAACACAGAUGGCGUGAGAUAGACUUCAGGAUUUCACACAGAUUUGUGAAUCCGAAGCAUCCUCCAGGAGAGUCGGCACCCGAGGGCAAUAUCUCUGUGAUGAAAAAUGGUUUUAGUCUGAAAUGGACAGUGAACAGAGAGACAAAGAUGGGCGUGUAGCUUCUAAAUACCUCACCUGUAGAUGUCACGUUUGGGUACUAGAGUUUGUAAAGUCCCCCACCCCUCCCCUCAGCCCCACCCAAGAGAACAGGGAACCAGGGACAAGAUGCUUAGUCAAUAUCUCUUUUUAAUGACUGUUCUAAAUGCAAUAUUCUUUAGCCCCUCCAGAUAGCAAGGGCAGAAGGCCUUAUGAUGUAUAAAAAGAUGAAAGUGAGACUCCAUAGGAGAAAUGUCCUCACCUCUGGAGAGAUCUGUAAGAAAGACCAUUCUCCACCCCUACCUGGCUUUGUAUAACAAGCUCACCUUUCACUCCCACCAUUUCCUUCCUGGUGGAUGCUAGACAUGCGCUUUGGUAACCCCAUCCCAUCCUACCUUUAUCUAGCUUGUUUGUACAUGGUGGCUUAUCUGGAAUCACAAUCGCAUUUCCUUAUGGGAGAUCAUGACUGUAACCUACAAGGCAUGGCACUCACCAGCCAACUUAAAAUCUUCACCAUCUCCAUUUCUUCCCAUAAUUCCACUUAGAAUCCUGGACUGGACAUGUGCGGCUCUGGAGCCUUUCCUGGUGUGCUAUUGCUAACUAAAGGGCUUAGAAGAGUUCUCAAGGGCUAUAAUCAUCCAGAAACCCCAUUGUUUGUCUUGGUGCUGGGUAUUUGCAGGGACUGAUUCUCAAUAAUUUACUGAAGGUCAAACUAAGCUGAGUCUAGUUUUCCCCUUAUCCCUGCCUAACAGCUGUGAACUUGGUUACUCAGUUGGUCCUGAGAGCAUCUUGCCCUGUUGACUUGGACGGUCAGCCAGGGGUUGUUACCGAGCCCCAAUCCCUAAGCGCUUGCUAUCUCAGGCUUUACUUUCAAUCUGUUUACACACUAUUCUUUGGUUUCUCCACUCUCGGUCAACCGCACACCCAAGCUAUCUUUUGAGUUUCUGGGUUUGCUCUAGACAUCGAAAUAGAAUUGCAAGUAGAAAGGGAACUUUCCAGAGCAGGAUUAUGCUGAGAACGACAGUGGUGAGGUUAAAAGGCGUUAGGCCUAAGAUGAUAGCCCAGUGGGUAAAAUGCUUGCCACCCAAGCGUGAGAGUCUCAGUGUGAUCUCCAGAAUCCAUGUGAACAGACAGACAUUGUGGCACACAUUGGUCAUCCCAGAGCUGGGGAGGCAGAGACAGGAAGAUCUGAGCCUCACUAACCAGGCCACCUGGCCUAACUUACUUACUUGGCAAGCUCCAGGAGAGUGAGACGCUGUCUCAAAAAAAAAAAAACACAAAUAAAAAACCAACAAAGGUGGAUAGUGCCUGAGGAAUGACACUCGAGGUUGACUUCUGGCCUCCACAUAUACAUGUGCACAAGUUAAGGCCCAUAUUCAUAUUUACAUAAAGAUGCACGCGAGCAAUACACACACACACACACACACACACAGGAGAGGGAGAGGGGAGAGAGAGAGAGAGAGAGAGAGAGAGAGAGAGAGAGAGAGAGAGAGAGAGAAGCUUCCUCUCACUUGUUUUAUAAACGAGAAAGCCCUGGUUCUGUGACUUCACCCAGUCACUGCAAAUGUAUGUGACCAGGACCUUGGAGUGCCUGCUUAUCAUUCUGAUCAUCCAAUCCCAUGGCUGAACACUCUCUGUGUCAAGUACUAGGUUAGACUCUAGCUAGACCCCUUGGUCUUAGGUCUGUAGAAGUGUGCACAGGCCCAUGGUUCCAAUAAAGUCCCUCUGUUCGUGUCAAUAAAGUGUCUCUGAAGACCA